Schistosoma spindalis is the source of this 2991-nucleotide messenger RNA. The record is from the annotation of a GenBank genome assembly. NCBI's taxonomy places the organism in Eukaryota, Metazoa, Platyhelminthes, Trematoda, Strigeidida, Schistosomatidae.
CAAAAACUUAAAAUGACCUCAACAUGCCUUUCGAAAUUGUCUUUCACAUGCAUACCUUUAUUUUCGUAAUGUGUCAACAUAUUUUUAAGGGUUAUUGUUUCACCAUGGUGAUAUUUUACAUUAGCCAGAAGUCGAUGACGCACAUUUUCAAACGUUCAAGGUUGUACGUUAUAACGAUUAGGUAGAAGCAGCUUUUGAUUUACAAACGACUAAAUAAUCGAUUAUUUGCAUCUGCACUUUGAGUUCGGUAACCGCAAUUCGAUAGGCUCUCACUAGGCGAAGAGUCUGUAUUCACCUGAUAAUUCACUCUAACAGCAAAUCCAGCCAUCUGGUCGAGUUGCAUCUAACGAUGUCAAACUUACCGAUCCCGGUAGGAAGGGGAUACUCUUCUUUGGUUAGCAUUCAGACAAGUGAAAUUAUUUGUAGACUGGGUUUAUUUUUUUUUUCAACAUUGUUGUGGGCACUGGCGUUUUGACACUUCCAGCCGCGUUUCAACAAGCAGGAUGGUUGAUCUCUGCAUGUGUUGUAGUUAUUCUGUGCUUUUUGAGGUAAGUUGCAUACUUUCUAUUCUCUCAGCUUUUUAACUUUUACAUUUGUUAUUGAAGCGUUAUCUAUAACCAAUGCAUUACACAAAUCUGAGUAUCUAUAUGUUCGCAAGUUUUUAUCGCGUUUAAAAGCUUACUUUAAUUUAGGAGGGUGAAGAGCAUGAAGACAAUAAAACUUUAGUUGGUGGAAUGUCUAGUGGUAUGUCAUCGACUCUCAUAUGUUUAUUUUAAAGUUACCACUAGAAUUGUCUCAAGUGACUUCGAAAUUACGGAGAAAUACGAGCUUGGUCAAAUGUCGCUCUUUUAUUUUGGCAAAAUGGGGAAUAUUUUGAUGUACAUCAAUAUUUGUGCGUAUUUAUAUGGUGACCUAACUAUCUACGCUUCAGCAGUUCCAAAGUCGUUACGCAAUGUUAUCUGGUCAGUCAGAAUUUUGUAUAUCCACAUUACAGUCAUUCAAAUUUGCUGCGUCUUUUUCCUAUAAUUUUUGGGUUAGCUAUCUAUCCUGAUAUUUGUCGCUUGGCUAAAUUUUAUUUGAGACUAGUUUAUAAGCUUUUGGGUUUCCGAAUAAAUUCACCUUACAUAAGCCUUCAAUCAGCUUGUUUCUUGGUGGCAUUACCUUGUCAGCUUUCUGUUACUUUAGCCACUGAUUUUCAAAAAAGUAUGAAUAUAUCAGAUUGUCUAGCAUUCUCAUCCUAUUUAUUUCAAGUUGACAACCUUAUGGGCUGACUCACUCGUUUAAAUUUAUAGACAUAUUUUUAUCAACAUCCUUUACUCGAAAGAUGGUCUUAUCAAAUAUUCCUAACCUUUUCAAUGGUUAAGAAUUACGGGAUUUAUCUAUCGUCGACAGCUAAAUUGUUUAUUGAUUGGUAUUAAGAAUUUCGAUUCCGGCAUUGGUAUGGAAAAAUAAUAUUUUGGAGUGUGCUCGAAAAUACUAAAUAGAUGAACGUGUAUAUGGCAACAGUAAAUUUAUUUAUUUGUGAUGACAAAGUGCUUGUUUUUUGCCUUGAAAGAGACUUAUCAUUUUUUAACGUAUUUUAGUUCUUUUAAUAACUCACGGGAUUCUUUGUCGGAUUCAGAUCUUUGUUGGGAAUCGUUAUCUCUCACUCGCUUAGAUGUAUAUAGGAUAUUAGUUGUUUGUUUUGGUGCAUGUGUUUGCCCAUUCUUGUUCUUCAAUGUAAUUCGUUCUCGAUGGCUUCAACUACUGACCGUUUGUUUACGAUGGAUCGGCUUUAUUUUAAUGUUGAGUCUUUCAAUUGAAAGAGCUAUUAUUCUGCACAAAAAUAUUACAGUUGAAACGUUUCACCAUAAUGUUAGUAUGUAUUGGAAUCCUUCAAUCUAUUCAUUACUUAUAAAAUCUGAACCUAUUCCAAAACCGCCAGCCUUUCAACCUCAAAAUAUACCAAGUUUAUUCGGAGUUUGUGUGUACGUAUUUAUGUGCCAUCAUUCUAUACCUGGUAUUGUAACUCCUGUUAGAAAUAAGAGUAAAAUACUAUGUACAAUAUUUAUACCUGUUUUCAUUACAGUUCUGUCGUUUAAUCUCUUAUUAUCUACUACAGCUAUCAUUGCAUUUAAUCAUAUUGAAGAUAUUUACACAUUGAAUUUUUUACCGAACAAUGAAUUUAUUGAUAUAUCACGAAUUCCUUAUACAUUAGCUUUAGUAAUAGGUUAUUUUUUAUGUUUAUUUCCCGCGUUUGCGUUAACUUCAUCUUUUCCAAUAGUUGGCACUAGUUUACUUGGAAACAUUUUUUCUUUAUGUAACUUCUUCUCUGUAUUCAAAAGUGAUAAAGCUCAAAACAUUUUGAAGUACACAUUACCAUUUAUCGUAUUAUUGCCACCAUUAGGGAUUGCAUUAAUAACUAAUAAUGUUGGAUAUUUGACUGGUUUUACUGGGGCAAUUUUUGGUUCAGGUAUACAGUAUAUAAUACCAGCGCUGUUAGUAUUUAAAGCACGUCGAUACUUUAAAAACCGUGUUCUUCUGGAAGAAUCUAGUCUUGAAACAACAACAGGUAUACAGCAAAAUGACGAUACGACAUCGACAACUGUUGGUGAUGAAAUGGUACAACCAACUUCCAGUAAUGAUAAUACGGAGAAUGAGAAUAUCAUAUAUGGCUCAACAAAUCACAUGACAGCACCACAUUCUGUUCAAAUUAUAGAAAAAUGUUCCAACCAUUAUUUAUUGUCUAUUUCGAUGCAUGCAUCACCAUUUCAGCACUUUUUCUGGAUAAUAAUAGCUUUAAUUUGGGCUUUAUUUUGUACUAUCAUCGUCCUCAUUGACAAAAUACACCAACUUUAAACGUAAUGCUUCUUAAGAUUUCAUUUUUUCUGAAAAAUUCAAAUAUGUUUUAUCCCUCUUUGUUGAUUAUAGUUACUUCUACUGAAUCACAAUAAUAAUUUUAUGUUUUUAAUCAACACUAAUCUGAUUAAAUUAUAUAUUUAAUACACACGU